Molecule: messenger RNA, 1130 nt
Organism: Punctularia strigosozonata HHB-11173 SS5
Lineage: Eukaryota; Fungi; Basidiomycota; Agaricomycetes; Corticiales; Punctulariaceae
Exons: 2
Coding region: 725-913 (62 amino acids)
Source: RefSeq, a predicted model, not a curated record
GCUCCAACUCACGUUGCGUUAGCGUUGGUGGCCGGAUAAGUAUGGUCGCAUACGUAUGUUAGUGGCAGGCCCUGUUGGUCGUGCUUGGAAGCUUGGUAUAGGUGCGAGCGGCGGGGCCGGUGGCUAUGUUGCGUGCCAGCACUCCCGCUCUCAAUACAGAGGCCGAACUCGAUGACCGGAUGUGGGUCUCCCGGGUACUGACGGCGACCUUUUGGGCAGAGUAUGAUGCGAUGGGAGGGGUCAUGGUUUUUGUGAGUGAAGCUGGUGAAAUAGCUUGCGAUUGGCUAGAUGGAAUGAAGCAGAUUCUUGCGGUCAUAGGUGAGGAAAGCACAUGGGGUGAGUCGAUGACACGAGGGGCCGUCGCACACGUUGAAUGUUGAGCACCCUAUCCAGUCGAAGGCGAGGGCCUUAUUUCAUCAUCGAAGCUGUCCUCCUGCCGCAUCCCAACUCCGCAUGCCUGGGCCUCGGCGUUCACGCCUCUGAGUUCCUCUUGGAGGUGGGGGCAGUCGAUACCGACGUAACGAGGCCGACUGGAACCGAAUUUGAGUUAUCGCUUGUCUGCGUCAGGGUGUCAGGAGUUGGGCUUGUUGCGAUGAUUAUGGUGGCCUGCUGAUGACAGUACGUAGCGAUCGAGAGACGGGGUUGCGGAGCACGGCUGGAGGAUGUAAAGUAGGUGGAGGCCAACGUUUGCGAUCGUCAUAGGUGAAGCGAGGAUAUGAGAAAGAUGGAUAUGCAUGUUGCUGAAGAUCUUGACGAUGGCGAUGGCCUCGUUCCGUCGUCAAAGCUGUUCCACCUCCGCCGCCGUUUGUGCUGUCCACAUCCUACCUCCCCUUUCCUUGUCCUCGCCGUCCUCGUUCACAAAUUCCUCGCACAGGUGGAGGCAGCUGAUGCAGAAUCGAAUCCUGCAGCUUAACUGAUGCCCGUGUCAGAGGUUGGUAGAGCGGGGCCUGCUUGGGCGAAUGCGGAGAGGACAGCUGGAACAGAGACUUCUAGCGAUGGUUCGAGGGCGGACCGCCAACGAAGCAGUGGGCGUCGAAUCGGGCAUCGGGUGUGCUAAAACCAGACUCGAUCAGAGCAAACCGUCUGAACCUCUUCGAACCAGGUGUUGUCAACGUGUUUUUUGCUCCGUC